Molecule: messenger RNA, 1005 nt
Organism: Adineta steineri
Lineage: Eukaryota; Metazoa; Rotifera; Eurotatoria; Adinetida; Adinetidae
Source: the annotation of a GenBank genome assembly
AUGCUUAUUCUUUCAUUUCUUCCAUUCAUCAUAUCUAUUGCAACUACAGAAUCAACACCUACCAAGUCAAUACCAUCAUCAUUUUAUGUUAUUCCACUAGGUACAACUGGUGGUCUUGAAGAAAAUAAUCUAUCAGCUUAUUUAAUUACAUCAACAACGGAUAAUACUCCUAAUUCAGCAUAUAUAUCACUUGAUGGUGGUACUAUUCGUCAUGGACUUCAAAUUGCCGUUCAAAAAAAUUCUUUAUCAUCAGAUACUGAUGUUGAAACAUUUUUUCGUGAACAAAUCAAAGCUUAUUUAAUUUCACAUGCUCAUCUUGAUCAUAAUAGUGGAUUUCUUCUUAAUACUCCAAAUGAUAAAUCAGGAAAAUUUAUAAUUGGACUUAAUGAAACAAUUACUAUUAUUCAAGAUCAUUAUUUUAAUAAUCAAGCAUGGGCUGAUUUUGGUCCUGCAGGCCUUAAAACUUAUGAUUAUCAAAUAUUAGAUCCUUCAUCAACAAAUUCAGUUCCAAUAGCUAAUACUGAUUUGAAUGUACGAAUUUUUCGUUUAUGUCAUACUUGUCCAUAUCUUAGUUCAGCUUUUCUUAUAUCUCGUCGUGAUCAAUCUAAUGCUUCAGUACUUUAUUUAGGUGAUACAGGUCCAGAUGAUGUGGAAAAGAUAGUACAACCAGAUAAUACAACAUCUUUUCCUAGAUAUCUUGAUAAAAUGUGGAAAGAUAUAAAACCAUUGGUUAUUGCUGAUCAAUUAAAAGCAAUUUUUAUUGAAGUUUCAUAUCCAAGUGAACGCCCAGAUAAUUUAUUAUUCGGACAUUUAACACCAAAAUGGCUUUUAGAAGAACUUAAGAAAUUAAAUGCAUAUCAUUCAAUAGAAAAAGUUAAAAUUAUUGUAACACAUAUAAAACCAGAAAAAGGAGCACGAGAGAAAAUUAUUGAACAACUGAAAAAUAAUAGUAAUCAACAUUUUAAUUUUAUUUUUCCUCAACAAGGUGAAGCUAUAUGGCUUUAA